GUUAUACCCACAACUUAGCUUGAAGGACUCUCCUUGGGUUAUGUUUUCUAAAGUUAUUAUGAACAGUAAUUUAUAACUGAAAGGAAAAGAUGAGAAAGAGAGGACAUGGUUUGAUUGUAGUUGAAGUGCCAUGGAAAGGUUUGAGACUCUAGAGGAUCGGUUUGGUUGGUUAUUGCUGAAGCAGCUCAGAAAUUGAGCCUUCCUCUUAUAUCAAAAGAUGGUGAAAUCCAUGAGGAGGAAAUAGAAAAAUGGAGUAUAAUAUCAUGAAGUUCCCUUGAUACAAGUACCAGUGUGACAAUCAACUGAAGUCACAAUUCAAUGAGCUAUGCAAAUAGUUCUGCAAACUGCAGUGCAGGAGCAACAAAUUAUGCCUUUUUUCUUGGUGCUGCUGAUUCAGCAGAAGCUGGAGUUGGUGGUGUGCCCAAUCGUUUUCUUGGUAUAACACCUACCUACUUAAUGCAAACUCAGCUCCAACCCGUCAAUAAUGAUGAUAAUUUGAGGUGUCUGUUCGGAUGGGAAUUCGUAUUAGCAGCAGCAGCAUCAAGGCUUAUACAACUAAUACAGGUUUAUUUACCCAUUUCUUCUUUUAUUUUAUUGAGUAAUUAGGGUUUUGUGUGUUUUCAUAAGUAGCUGUUUUUAGUUUUGCUUGAUUUGGAUUAAAAUUAGUCACCUUCUUCUUAAUUUUUACCCCAGGGCCAUACACAUUGGUCAGGCUUAUUGAUUUAAGCUACACAUUACAUUACCCGUUGAUGGAUUAAUGGAAUUUUUUAAUGCGUUGCCAUUUUUGUUUAUGACUCUGCUUGAGCUAUGGUUAUGUUAUGUGUUGCAGUUGUGAGGAUUUCUAAUUUUUUAUUCCUAACCCUAAACCCAAUUUAGGUUUGGGUCCGAUUGAUCACUAAGUUUCUUUUUUGGAUAUGAUUGUCAGAUAGUUGAAAAUAUGGUGCAAUUGCAAUAAGUCUUAAAUAUAUUAAACUGUAUUUGGGCAAUGAAAAGAAUAUAUUUUUCACUUUUCUGCAAACAAUUUUUAUUUUGAUUAAUUUACCUAUCCUGUAGAUUUGGACUCAAGUGUUAACAGAGAUUGGAAGAAUCUCAGCAUUGAGGGUGAGAUAUUGCAGUCCUUGAAUUUAAAGAACUUUAGCUUCAGGGAGCUAAAGACUGCCACUAAAAACUUCCGAUCGGAUAGUUUACUGGGACACCAUGGCAAUUGGGUAGUUUUCAGAGGUUGGAUUGAUCAACACUCGCUUACACCUAUCAACACCAUUAGUCUUAUGGCGAUUGCUGUGAAGAAGCUUAACCAAGAAAAUUUUCAGGGUCGCAAAGAAUGGCUGGGAGAGAUCAACUAUCUUGGAAAAUUGCAGCAUCCUAAUCUUGUUAAGUUGAUUGGUUACUGCUAUGAGGAUAACCAUCGGCUUUUGGUUUUUGAGUUUAUUUCUCGUGGCAGCAUGGAGAAUCAUUUAUUCAUGAGAGGGCCUCUUUUCCAGCCACUUUCUUGGGACCUACGCAUGAAAAUUGCCCUUGGUGCUGCAAAGGGGCUUGCAUUUCUUCAUAGUGCUGAUGUGAACGUCAUAUAUGGGGGCUUUAAGACUUCUAAUAUACUGCUUGAUUCAAACUAUAAUGCAAAGCUUUCUAAUUUUUAUUUAGCCAGAGACGGGCUACCUGACGAUGAGAGUUAUGUCUCUACUCCAGUCGUGGGAACUAAUAGUUAUGUUGCACAAGGGUAUUUUUCCACAGGCCAUUUGAUGGCAAAGAGCGACGAUGUAUAUAGUCUUGGAGUUGUACUUUUAGAAAUUUUAUUUGGUCGACGAGCUAUAGACGUGAGCCAGCCAUCUAAGCAACGUGACCUGGUGAAGUGGGCAAAGCGUUAUUACUGGACAAACAAACUCAGUGUUUUCUACAUUUUGGAUCCAUGUUUUGAUAGAUGGCGCUUAUUUCGAAGAGCCGAGAAGCUGGCUAACCUUGCACUGCAUUGCUUAAAUGAUGAACCAAAGUUUAGACCAGAGAUGGAUGAUGUGGUAAUGGUGUUGGAGGGGCUUCAAUAAUCAAAUUAAAAGAAGAAUAGUAAACAGGUUUUAGAAGCAUGUGUUUGUAGGAACAAUGUACAGCUUUUGGUUUACACUUUGCAUGUAGUAUUUUUGCCUCUAUUAUCAUGGGUGUAGGCAAGAAUUGUUUUUAGUUGAGGCAGUAACAUUUUUGUCUACUGUUCUCGUUGUAUAUGUACCCCUACAAUUAGAGGUUAUCAUUAUAUAUAGUUAAUACUCCCUCCAUUCCAUUAAA
Messenger RNA from Jatropha curcas, 2274 nucleotides. The record is from RefSeq and is a predicted model, not a curated record. Lineage: Eukaryota; Viridiplantae; Streptophyta; Magnoliopsida; Malpighiales; Euphorbiaceae.